CCCUUCAAAUCCCUAUACUAUAACCUCAAUCUCACUCCUAAUCACCUCAUCCACAACCGCCCACCAUGUCAUCAACCACCAACCCCCUCUCCAGCACCUCUCUCCCCAGCCCCUCCUCUCCCCCCCCGCCAAAAUCCUACAACAUCGCCGGCAUAACCGUCUCCAUCCUCGGCCUCUCCUCCCUCCCCCCACCUGCACCUCCCUCACAGUCCUCUACCUCCUCCACCCCCGCCUCCAAUCCGCCUCCACCAUGCUCCCAAUCGGCUCCCACAUCCUCACCUCCUGGUCCGCCCACCAAUCCACCCUCCCCCCCUCCCACCCUGCAAAAUCCGCCGGUCUCCUAACCCUAACCUUCGACCAACGCAACCACGGCGCGCGGCUUGUGGACUCCGUCGGCAACGACUCGUGGCGCGAUGGAAACCCAAGGCACGCGCAGGAUAUGUUUGGCGUCUACAAUGGGACGGCAGUGGAUGUGUCGUUGCUGAUUGAUCAUGUGGGGAGUUAUAUCGCGGAGGAGUUUCCGGGGGUGAUGCCGGGGAUUGAGCGGAAUUUGGUGUUGGGGGUUAGUUUGGGGGGGCAUGCGGCGUGGCAGGUGUUGUUUGCGGAGCCGAGGGUUGAGGCGGGGGUGGUGGUUAUUGGUUGUCCGGAUUAUAUACGCGUUAUGAGCGACCGCGCACGCCUCUCCAAGCGCACAACCUACACCCAAGACGCCGGGUCCACCUUCCUCGGCAGCCGCGACUUCCCCUCCUCCCUCCUCACCGCGAUCCAAAAAUGGGAUCCCCGCGGCAUCCUCUUCGGCGCUCGGGAAAUUCCCUCCCGACCCCCCACGCGGGAUUCACCACGCGAAGAGGCGCGGUUGAAAGACAUCCUGGAAUCCAGGGUGAAGGGGAAAUCGGUGCUAGUGUGUAGUGGCGGGGCGGAUAAAUUGGUGCCGUAUAAGGCGUCGGAACCGUUUUUGGGGUGGUUGAAGGAGGCGGUCGGGAGGGGGGGUGGUGGGAGGGGGGGAUGGGGGUUAGGGAUGUGGUGUAUGAGGGGGCGGGACAUGAGUUUACGGAGGCGAUGGUUGGGGAUGCUGUGGGGUUUGUGGUGGGGUUGA
Molecule: messenger RNA, 1096 nt
Organism: Pseudogymnoascus destructans
Lineage: Eukaryota; Fungi; Ascomycota; Leotiomycetes; Thelebolales; Thelebolaceae
Exons: 2
Coding region: 251-1096 (281 amino acids)
Source: RefSeq, a predicted model, not a curated record